GUACUCGAGGCACAGAGCGACAGCGUUGGGCGGCAGCGUCGGAAGAUGGAGCUCGAAGGCGGCAUGGCGGCUGUCGGCGAGGAGGAGGAGGAGGAGGCGGCGGCGGCGAAGAAGAGGGCGAGGCCGAGCGAGGAGGUCGAUGGCGAGUGCCAAAGCGAUGGUGUUCCGGAAGCACCUUCCGCGGAGCACGGGAAGCCGGCGGACGGCGUCUCCUCUGUCAUCCCCGGGUGGUUCUCCGAGAUAAGCCCACUGUGGCCAGGAGAGGCUCACUCUCUAAAGGUGGAAAAGGUACUGUUUCAAGGAAAGUCAGAUUACCAAAAUGUGAUGGUAUUUCAGUCGUCCACAUACGGCAGAGUGCUUGUUUUGGAUGGAGUGAUUCAAGUAACAGAAAGGGAUGAAUGUGCCUACCAAGAAAUGAUUACUCAUCUUCCACUUUGCUCGAUCCCGAAUCCUAAAAAGGUUUUGGUUAUUGGCGGUGGUGAUGGUGGUGUAUUGCGAGAAGUAUCACGCUACUCUUCUGUGGAGCAAAUAGACAUAUGUGAAAUUGAUAAGAUGGUUGUUGAUGUUUCCAAGCAAUUCUUUCCGCACCUGGCCGUUGGAUACGAAGAUCCUCGUGUUACUCUACACAUUGGUGAUGGAGUUGCAUUUAUCAAAGGUGUUCCUGAAGGUACUUACGACGCGGUCAUUGUAGACUCAUCCGAUCCAAUAGGUCCAGCUCAAGAACUUUUCGAGAAGCCUUUCUUUGAAUCAAUUGCUAAAGUUCUUCGUCCAGGAGGAGUUUUGUGCACACAAGCAGAGAGCAUAUGGCUUCAUAUGCAGCUCAUCGAAGGCAUCUUAUCUGCCUGUCGUCAAGUCUUUAAGGGCUCUGUGAAUUAUGCUUGGACAACUGUACCUACGUACCCAAGUGGAGUGAUCGGUUUCAUGCUUUGCUCCACCGAGGGGCCACCAGUCGAUUUCCAGCAUCCUGUGAACCACAUUGAUGAGGAUGAGGUUUCCAAGAAAUCUAAAGGACCCUUGAAGUUUUACAAUUCCGAGAUCCAUUCUGCUGCGUUCUGUUUGCCAUCUUUCGCGAAGAGGAUUAUUGGUUCUGAAGCUCACUAAUGUCUCCUCAAUGACAUAAAGAUGAGAUGAAAAGGUGCAGGGUGCGGGAACUUCAUACUUUUGUGGCUCAUCCAUGCUCUAUAUUAGUUCAAAACUCAUGGAUGCCAUGAGGAAAAAAUUCUAUCGAUUCAGACUAGUCUUUUAUCAUAAUUCAAAGAACACCCAUCUACUCAACAAAUUCUUCUAGAAUGAUUUCUAGUAUCGAAUGAAGAGUUAUUGGUUUUGAAGCAUUAA
Molecule: messenger RNA, 1335 nt
Organism: Musa acuminata subsp. malaccensis (wild Malaysian banana)
Lineage: Eukaryota; Viridiplantae; Streptophyta; Magnoliopsida; Zingiberales; Musaceae
Product: spermidine synthase 2
Biological process (GO): polyamine metabolic process
Molecular function (GO): catalytic activity
Source: RefSeq, a predicted model, not a curated record